UGGAACAAGUUCGUUAUUUGCGAGUGCGCCAUCGACACGCCAUUAAUGGUUGAGCUGCAGAUAGAAGUGUUCAGUAUCUUGUCGGUAUCCGAUUUUUUUUUGUUUGCAAACUAAGUAAAAUCACAAACAGAUAAACAUGUUCGAAGCUCGUCUCGAUAGCAGUGUUACGCUGAAAAAGGUAUUAGAGGCUAUCAAAGAUCUUCUCAACGAUGCCUCCUUCGAUUGCUCCGACACCGGCAUCCAAUUGCAAGCCAUGGACAAUUCUCACGUAUCGCUCGUUUCCCUCACACUGAAAUCCGAUGGAUUCGAUAAAUACAGAUGCGACAGAAAUAUCACGAUGGGAAUGAAUUUGGCAAGUAUGGUAAAGAUCUUGAAAUGUGCAAACAAUGAUGAUACAGUGACAAUAAAAGCGCAGGACGAUGCAGACACUGUAACAUUCAUGUUCGAAUCGAAGAAGCAGGACAAGAUCUCCGACUACGCAAUGAAACUUAUGAACCUGGACCAGGAACAUCUUGGUAUUCCCGACACCGACUUCUCUUGCGUGAUCCGUAUGCCGUCCAUCGAGUUCGCCCGCAUCUGUCGCGAUCUUGCCCAGUUCGGUGAAUCCAUUGGAAUUGCUUGCACCAAGGAGGGCGUAAAAUUCUCAGCUUCUGGUGACAUCGGCAGUGCGAACGUGAAGAUCGCGCAGACCAGCAAUUUCGAGAAAGAGGAAGAGUCCGUCACGAUCGAGAUGCAAGAACCGGUGGCGCUCACAUUCGCAUGUCAAUACUUGAAUUCCUUCACCAAAGCCACACCGCUCUCACCGCAGGUGCAACUCUCGAUGUCCGACAAUGUACCGCUGGUCGUUGAAUACACCGUACCCGAACUUGGUCACAUACGCUACUACCUUGCUCCCAAAAUCGAAGAGGAUGAGAAUUAAUUAUUUUAUUUGUACUAUAUUUCUAACUGUUUAUUAUAAGCUACAAUUGUCUAUUUUUUUUUAGUAAUAAAAGUCUUUAAGAAAAUA
Molecule: messenger RNA, 1006 nt
Organism: Nicrophorus vespilloides
Lineage: Eukaryota; Metazoa; Arthropoda; Insecta; Coleoptera; Silphidae
Gene: PCNA
Product: proliferating cell nuclear antigen
Exons: 2
Coding region: 137-919 (260 amino acids)
Biological process (GO): mismatch repair; regulation of DNA replication; leading strand elongation
Cellular component (GO): PCNA complex
Molecular function (GO): DNA binding; DNA polymerase processivity factor activity
Source: RefSeq, a predicted model, not a curated record